AUGCCCUCUUCAAGUCUUAAUUCCGCCCCCGAGGAAGAAUACGACUUGCGACAGUGCGCUGAGUGGCUGAACCGCUGCCGGAUUAUUCCCGAUGAUCAUCCUACAUUAAUGCCAGAAGGAUGUGGCCUGCAACUUGUUCAGACCCUUAUGGACGGAGUUGCCAUUUGCAACCUUCUCACCACUUUGACAAAUGGUGAGGUGGAUCCGAGGAAAAUGAAGGACUUUAGUCCCAGGCCACAGCAGUCGCAAUUCCUAUGUGUUCAGAACAUUCGAUUGUUCAUCAACCUGUGUGAAGAGGAAUUCGGGAUCGACCGGAAAUACUUAAUUGAACCGAGUGAUCUAUAUCACGCAAAAAAUUUUGGAAAAGUCAUUGAAUUGUUAUCUAGAUUAUCGCGCUGUCCCAGAUCGCAGCUCUCAGGGAUACCGGAUGACAUGCAAGUGGCUGCAGAAUCUAAUUAUGCUGACAUGGAAGAGGAAACAAAUGAAAUUGUUUACGAUACGAUUGUACAUGGAGGCGGAAAAACUUCAACGCCGGAGCUUCAUUGUAUUCAUCGUGAACUACUCUCAAACUUGAGCCUGGCCGUUAGCACGACGCUGACUGUGCUAACUCUUGGUGAAGUAUUUAUAAAGAUCCGGGACCGGCUAUUGAUCUAUGGUGAAUAUUGUGGCCACGUUCAGAGGGCUCAGACGCUUGUUUUAGAGAUAACCAAGAAUGACGUCGAAAAACGAACAAAGGUCCAGGAAUGCCAAGCUCAGUCGGAAAAUUAUAGUAAAUUUCAUCUCACAGAACUGUUGACAGUUCCCAUGCAGAGAGUUUUGAAGUAUCAUCUUUUGCUCGAGCAACUCUGCAAGUUAACUGAUGAUGACCACCCCGAGAAGCCUGAAUUGCUGACCGCUUUGGAUGGCAUGCGAGAGCUCGCGCAAACAAUAAACGAGGUUAAACGUGACUUGGAUACCAUUUGCGCUAUUGACCAGAUCCAAGCGAGGUUAGUGUUGCAACAAAUGCUCCUUUAG
Molecule: messenger RNA, 1014 nt
Organism: Mesocestoides corti
Lineage: Eukaryota; Metazoa; Platyhelminthes; Cestoda; Cyclophyllidea; Mesocestoididae
Source: the annotation of a GenBank genome assembly